AUGGCAAGCCCUAACCCGCACCCGCACUACGAAUCUUUCUCAUCCUCGACGUCCUUAUCCCGAGACCCGACACGCCAACUUUCUAUCCAGCUCGACAACGCUUCCCCGUCGACACACACCGCAACCAUGGCGACCGAGUUGACCGUCCAGUCCGAGCGCGCUUUCCAGAAGCAGCCUCACAUCUUCCAGAACUCGAAGUCUCAGGCCAAGUCCAAGAAGGCUGGUCAGACCCGCCGCUGGUACAAGGAUGUCGGUCUCGGUUUCCGUACCCCCAAGACCGCCAUUGAGGGCACCUACAUCGACAAGAAGUGCCCCUUCACCGGUCUCGUCUCCAUCCGUGGCCGUAUCCUGACCGGCCGUGUCGUGUCCACCAAGAUGCACCGCACCAUCGUCAUCCGCCGUGAAUACCUCCACUACGUCUCCAAGUACAACCGUUACGAGAAGCGCCACAAGAACUUGGCUGCUCACGUCUCCCCCGCUUUCCGUGUUGAGGAGGGUGACUGGGUUACCGUCGGCCAGUGCCGUCCUCUUUCCAAGACCGUCCGCUUCAACGUCCUGCGUGUCCUGCCCCGCACUGGCAAGGCCGUCAAGUCUUUCAGCAAGUUCUAAGCGUUGAAUUGAUCUGGGUGCUCGGAAUGGACGGAAGCGGUUUGAACUGGAUAUAAAGGAAUUUCUUGGACGGGGUUCGGGAUAGUUUACGAGUUUCCAUGUCCCAGAUACCUUGCUGAAGAAUGUGUAUCCACACAAAAAGCAAAAAUAUUUCAUCGAUCCUCCUGCCAUGGAAACCGUACACCCGCCCUGGUUGAGGGCUAUCUCCAAAAUCAUUGGGAUGAAAGUGUUCCCAGUGCCGCAUGCCGGGUUUUCUGCUCUCUUAAUCUGUUGUCAUUGAUACGAUAGGAGGAAUCGACCUUUCCGUUCCUGCAUAUUUCUGUGGUCCAUGGAAUUUUCGAGUUGUUUGACUUUGGCUUUCUAUUUGCUCGUAGACUAUAGUAGAGGACAGAACGGAGGAACACUUCCUGGUAUCGAUGCUCAUACCUGGCUUAUCUCGCGGAUCAUCUAAAGAAAGCGUGUGAAUGCGGCUAUGGCCAUGCAGUGGGCUAGCUUUGAGUUGACUUCCAGGAUCCGAAGAUUUCCGAUUUCCUGUGGAGUUUUGAAUGAAGGAUAUCUUUUAUACGAUGGAGGUAAUGGUUGCUUGGGCAUAUCUAAACAACAACGGGACCAAUUGUCCUGGUAGGCUCUCGGUCACAGCCAUUUAUAUCUAGCAAGGUACCGACGAACCUGUUCAUCAUGUCCAAAGCCAAUGAGCGUGCGACACACAAAGAACCC
This is a messenger RNA of Penicillium subrubescens, 1326 nucleotides long. RefSeq names its product 40S ribosomal uS17 domain-containing protein. Lineage: Eukaryota; Fungi; Ascomycota; Eurotiomycetes; Eurotiales; Aspergillaceae. Gene Ontology annotation, cellular component: cytosolic small ribosomal subunit; ribosome. The coding region runs from base 1 to 609 and encodes 202 amino acids. Gene Ontology annotation, molecular function: structural constituent of ribosome. Gene Ontology annotation, biological process: translation. The transcript is spliced from 4 exons. The record is from RefSeq and is a predicted model, not a curated record.